UAUUUGAAAAAUUAAAGUUUGAAACUAGCCAACAACCCUUUUGUAUUCAAUAUAUCACCUUGUCUCUCCCUUAGAACUCAACUAUGACAUUCAAAGUUGUUAUGUUCUUCAUAGUCACCUUGCUUGUCAUCCUUGAUCAUUUUGUUGAGUUUUCUUAUAGCUUUACAUUCAAUAUAACAGUGUCUUUAGAUGGUAUGGGAAAUUUUUUUAGAGUUAAUGAUGCUAUAGCAGCAGCGCCUAACUUUAGCACAAGCAGAUUUUAUAUUCACGUGAAACCUGGCACUUACAAUGAGCACGUUGAAGUUCCAGCUCAGAAGACAUUUAUUGCUUUGAUUGGAGAUGAUGCUUCUACGACCAUCAUAGUUGACAAUAGAAGUAAUGGCACUGGAUUUUCUACUGCGACUUCCGCAACCCUUACUGUGAGUGGUGAAAACUUCAUGGCUCAAUCCUUGACUUUUCAGAACUCUGCUGGACCAGACAAGGGUCAAGCCGUUGCUGUUCUUGACCAAGCUAAACACACAGUAUACUACAAGUGUGUGUUUCUUGGUUAUCAAGAUACUCUCUUUGCAGGAGCAGUGCCCCAAUUCUUCAAGGAGUGUGAUAUAUAUGGGAGUGUUGACUUUAUUUUUGGAAAUGGACUUGCAAUAUUCCAAGACUGUAAUAUAUACGCUCGAUUGUCAGACAUUCACAUUACAGUCACUGCACAAUCCAAAGACAAUGUGGACAACCAUAGCGGGUUCAUCUUCCAAGCGUGCAACGUGACAGUGUCACCGGAGAUAGUAUCAAGUAAGAACAAGGUAACAGUGUUUCUUGGACGACCAUGGAGAACUUAUUCAAUGGUUGCUUUCAUUGAGUCGUUUCUUGACGAUGUAGUUCAACCGAAAGGAUGGUUAGAGUGGCCAGGAACACCAGUGAACCUAUUAUUUUAUGCAGAAUACAAAAAUAGUGGUACAGGUUCGGAGACUUCCAAUAGGGUGGAUUGGCCUGGUUUUCAUCUAUUUUCUUAUGCAGCUGAAGUUGCAAAUUUUACCGUUGAAAACUUUAUUGAUGGGACUCAAUGGUUACCAGAAACUGGCAUACCCUUUAGGACUGGUUUGUAAGUAUUGAUAAGACGUAGAUUUAACGUGGCUUUGGUUUUAUGAGUCUGUAAGUAAAGCCUUAUUGUAAUGAAAUAAACAUUUAUGAAAUGAACAGUACUAUUUUAACAAGUUCAA
Messenger RNA from Momordica charantia (bitter melon), 1214 nucleotides. RefSeq names its product putative pectinesterase/pectinesterase inhibitor 44. NCBI's taxonomy places the organism in Eukaryota, Viridiplantae, Streptophyta, Magnoliopsida, Cucurbitales, Cucurbitaceae. Gene Ontology annotation, biological process: cell wall modification. The record is from RefSeq and is a predicted model, not a curated record. Gene Ontology annotation, molecular function: pectinesterase activity.